This is a messenger RNA of Anarrhichthys ocellatus (wolf-eel), 3065 nucleotides long. It is a transcript of the gene lrrc59, whose product is annotated as leucine rich repeat containing 59. The record is from RefSeq and is a predicted model, not a curated record. The transcript has 8 exons. Gene Ontology annotation, molecular function: protein binding. NCBI's taxonomy places the organism in Eukaryota, Metazoa, Chordata, Actinopteri, Perciformes, Anarhichadidae. The coding region runs from base 174 to 1142 and encodes 322 amino acids.
UCAUUGAGGCAGUCAGUGCUGCCCAAAAAAGAAAAAGAAACACGUACUUACCAACGUCUCAGAGCUUUUCCGCUAACUUUCUUCACAUUACGAAGUUGGGACCACUCAUUUUAUUUCCUUCGUCCGUCACACUUCAACACAGUUUCGUAACAGACUUUACCUCAGACACCAGGAUGAGUAAAAACAGCAAAGUGUUGAACCUGAAGGAUAAAAUCAGCGGUAAUGAAGUGGACCUGAGCCUGAGUAACCUCACCGAGGUGCCAGUCAGAGAGCUGGCGUUAUUCACCAAAGCAACUGUCGUGGACUUGUCCUGCAACAACAUCACCUCCCUUCCUCCAGAGUUCUGCAACCUGACCCACCUGGUGAAGGUGGAUCUGAGUAAAAACCAGCUGACCUGUCUGCCGGAUGACCUGGGGAACCUGGCCAGCCUUCAACAUCUGGACCUGUACAACAACAAGCUGAGUGUCCUGCCUGUCAGCUUCUCUCAUCUCAGGAGUCUGAAGUGGUUGGAUCUGAAGGACAACCCGCUGGAGGCCGUCCUGGCCAAGGCAGCAGGAGACUGUCUGGAUGAGAAGCAGUGCAAACAGUGUGCCACCCAGGUUCUGCAGCACAUGAGAGGUCUUCAGGUCGAGGUCGAUCGUGUACGAGAGAAACGCCUUUUGAGGGAAAAAGAGCUGGGGAGGAAGAGGGAGGUGAAGCAGAGGGAGCGGGAGGCCAAAGAGAAGGAGGCUCGUAAGCGGGAGAAGGCAGAGGAGAAGGAGAAGAGGAGGAAAGAGUACAACGCUCAGAUGGCGGCCGUCGCUGCGCGGGAACAGCAGAAGAAGAAGAGCGAGGAGAAGAAGAAAAAGAACGGACAGGCAGCAGAUAAAAAGGCUUCUGUGGAAAAGCCUAAACCUCAACGUUCGCUCGUUGGCCUGAUGUUCAAGCUCCUCCUCCUGCUGCUACUGGGAUUGGCAGGAGUCGCCGCCGCCUGCAGGCUGACCGACCUGCAGAAGGAAGCUGCGUGUGUGCCCGUCAACAUCGCAGUGGACGACGGCUUAUCCUGGGCCAAAGAGCAGGAGGGCGUGAUCAGACAGCUGGUGCAAAAUCUGUCGUCUGCAGCAAAGGAGUUUCUUGAAUCUACACAAGCGACCAAGAACUAAACUGUCCUCUGCCGCCAUCAACUUCCAGAGCUGCAGGUUUUCCACUCCCACCUGGGAUUUUUUUUUAAAAUAAUGCUGAAAUCAUGAAUAUCAUUAAGAUGGGCAACCCUGCAUCCCCUCACCCUGUUUCUGGUGCUGGGAGGUGGAACGUCUGUACAGAUAGACAAAGGGGGGUGGACGGAUGUGUUAAAAUCUUCUUAAAUUCCUAUGGAAUUGUUGUCGCUUGUACCCUCUUUGUACUACAGGCUGUUUUUAAAAAACACUCAUCGUCUUAAAUUUCUCCCCAUCAAACAUGUUUUGCACUUUGACCAGGUUUGUGUUUUGGUGCAUUACAUGGAGCGUGGGUUGUAUUUGAGAGAUGUCAGGUGGCCCUGUCUGUGCUGCACUGGAGUGUCGAGUCACAUGUUAACUGCCAGUCAGGGUUGUGCAUAAGCCAGUGUUGGAUGUGGCAGUCUGAGCAUGUGCAGUGAAGGCUGUAUGAAUGUAGAGCUCAGUCGUCUGUGGCCUCCUCUGUCUUUAUAGUCUUAAAUCAGUCAAACCAGCUCAAUCUCACAGCUUAUACACACGCGUCUGUCAUGUAAACUACAGCCCAACUGAUACGUGAGUGGAUCUUUAACACAUCACAGAUAUAAUAGUGUCAUGUGAGUCAAUGUCAGCUAACUUCCAGCAGUCCAGAAAUGCCAAAGAUGUGAUUGAGGUGAUUUAGAAACAGUGUUGUCAUUACAUAGUUUGUCCAGCAGAGAGCAAAAUGUCCAGCUCACUGUAAUGAUGAAUUGAUUUACAAAUAUAGUUAUAUAUCAUUUUUCUGUCAAUCUACAAAUCGAUUAAGCGACUUUCAGCUCAAAUUUAUGUUAAAAUUAUCUGUAUUGGCUUCAAAAAUCCGAAAUCAUUCGGGCUCUAAUGUCCCAGUGCACAAACUGUUUUAAAAGAUCAUCCCCCCCUUUGUUGCUAGAAAUACUGUCUACUUUACAGAUAUCCAUUUAAAAAAACAUUCUGUUAUGUUUCAGACUUUUUGGAUAUAUUUUACCUUCUUUCCCGACACUCAUUGGUUUCCAUUCAUUUCUGUGCAGUCUGGAAAAUAAUUAGGAAACUCUUGUAACUUUCUAAAGAAGUUGAAUCCAUCACAGUCAACAUCAAGUCUGCAAUAAAUUCUGUUAAAUUUAAAUUACAGUAACAAGAUAUUUUAACCCAAAUGUGAAUUUAAGCAACUUUACCACAAAAAUAUUCUGAAGCUUAAACACAAAUAUCCAGACUUGAUGCUCACUGUGAUGGAUGGAUUACACACCUGUACCAGGUAUCAGGAGUCUGCAAAUUGAUUUUGAACUAGUACUACUAGUACUGUCUGCCGCAGCAGACAUGCCCUGAAACUCCGCCCCCGCUGCUCUACAGAGCAGCGCGUGUGUGUUUGUUUAUUCAAGGUUUAUUUAUGUUGAAGUGUCGCUUGUCCAAAUUGCGCUAAUGUCGACACUGCACGUCCUUGUGUCCCCAGCAAUACACCCGCCAAGUAUGAAGUAGAUCGGAUAAACAGUUCGGCAAAGAAUACGCAGACAGACAUAGUUUCCUCACUUCAUAGUUAGAUACUGCAGACAAAAUGGAAACCACUGGCUGCAUGGAAGAAAAGUACAAAAAAUGCUUAACUUCACUCUAGCUCAAAUUCCCUAAAUCCUAUUGGCGUAAUAAGGACCAAGUGCUGAUAUUGAACUAGCGAUUCAAAGUCUGAAAUGCCUCUCUUCUUGUAAUCUCUUAACUAAAAAUGUAAAAAGUAACUGGCAGAUUAUUUCUGUUCUUUUAGUUUCACUGAUCUUUUGAAAUGCAACUUGUUUUCAUUUGCCGGGGCUACCGUUGCUGCUGUGGUUCUUGUACAGCUUCGUCCAUGCUCUCAAACAUUGUCCGCGUUAAUAAAUGGCUAUGCACUGCAAGAAA